This is a messenger RNA of Xyrauchen texanus (razorback sucker), 3334 nucleotides long. RefSeq names its product armadillo repeat-containing protein 2-like. NCBI's taxonomy places the organism in Eukaryota, Metazoa, Chordata, Actinopteri, Cypriniformes, Catostomidae. Gene Ontology annotation, molecular function: protein binding. The record is from RefSeq and is a predicted model, not a curated record. Gene Ontology annotation, biological process: sperm axoneme assembly; cilium organization. Bases 247 to 2793 code for a protein of 848 amino acids. The transcript has 17 exons.
AGCACAGCAAUCCACAUGCAGUGUUAUGCAGGCUGAGGUAAUAAUGAGAAUAAAAUAUAUGUAAUAUGCAAUAAACAGCCUGUUUAAUUUCUGGGACAGCUAUUUUGUUCUCUCAGCCAGUAACCCUAUUUCUAACUCGAAUGACUGUACAAAUAGUUUCAAAAUAGAAACCGUUCCUCAAUUUUCCUUUUCCAUCAACAGUAGUUAUGCAAGUCAAGUCAAGUAGUUAUGCAGCCUUCGUGAUGGAUGUUUCAGGCCCUUAAUACAGGUUCACAUCCAUAUGGCUCAAAGAUGUCGCUAAUUGAGCUUCAACAGGAGAAAAGUGAGCGUGUCUACAUGAGCACUGGCAACAGGAGACAGACUAGUGCUGAGAUUGUUUCAGAGGCUCGUCGCUCUCUUCGAACUGUUGCCACACAGCGGCCUUUCACACCUCAGGAGAAGCAUCGGCAGCUCUUCGGAGAAUCAUCCUCCCGUGCACGUGAUGGACGACCACCAUCUGCAUUCAGUCUUCAUGCCCGAAAUUUUGAAGCUCCUGACUCCAGACCAGGCUCUGGAACUCGUCUUAGUCCACUGGAACACAAACCCAGACUGUCUGUGUCCUUGGAUGAAGAUGGCCAUGAGAAAAAAGCAGCUCACCCCAAACCCCCAGCUGAGCGAGGGAACACCAGGAGAGGGUCAGGAGGGUCCAAAGCAAGACAGCUUAUAGCGGCAUCCAUCAACCAUCUGCCACCCAUGACACCACGUUCAAAUAUUGUCCUUCAACAUAAAGCUUCAGAUAAGUCUCAAGAGGCAAGAAUGGGGUUGGACGAACCAGAGAACAGAGCAAAACCACACUGUGCUGAUGGCAGAGAGCAUAAAACAAAAGCAUCCUCUGAAACUGACCUGCACACACUUAUCAAACACAGGAUACCACAGUCAGCCAGAACUGAUGUAUCCAGUAAAAAAGGAUCAAAACCAGAAGCUAAGCUUGGCCAUGGCAAAGGAGAUGAUAACAUGGAUGGAUCUCUGUUUUGGAACACUAAGGUUCUUCCUUUCCUUCAGGAAUUUGAGUUCUUUGUACCAGGUGAUGGUGUGUCAGAAGAGAUUGUGGGGCGUCUGUGUAGUGCAUGCACCGGUCUCCAUGAUGCUCUGGCAGAGCGAGGGAUGCUGGGAAGGCAGUGCAAAAAGAGGUCCACCAUCCUUAGAACACUCUUCAGACUUAUAGAUGUGGAAUCAGACCGACUCAACCUAAAUCUAGCCAAACUCAUUCUAGCACUUGACGUGAGUGGAAACAACUUGCUGAACAUCUGCAAACUCAUCUUCAAAAUCAGCCAGAACACCAGUAAUGAUGCCCUGUUUCUUACCAGCUCCAUCCUAGACUCUCUUCUUUCUCUGCUACAGUGUGAGGAUGUGUGGAGUAAAGGUGAAGCUGUGCUGUACUGUGUUGGCUCACUGAAGCUCCUUUCAGGAAACUGUACCCUCUCCAGGCUUCUGCUGGCUAAAGACUUCAUCUGCAUACUGAUGUUGCUGUCUAAGAGUCUGAUACACAGUAAACCUGCAGAUUUAUCUAAUGUAACUAAGCACAAGUCAGAGGGAGGAGGCCAGCAUCUCAUUGCAGGACAUAUACUGGUUCAGGCUACAGCAGCUUUGAGAAAUAUAGCUGACCUGUCUGAGUCUCGGCCCUCCUUCUUGUCUAACAAGGUCUUCUCUAACCUUUGCUGGAUUCUGGAGAACCACCGUAAUGACCUUGACAUCUGCAUUAAUGUAGCACGAAUAUUCAGCAAGCUCUCCACCUACACAGAGUGCUGCUAUGCACUAGCUGAGACACCACGCUGCUGCAGCCUAUUUUUAGACCUGCUGGGCAGACACAGCAAGAAACAGGAUCUAGUUGUGCGUCUCCUGUUCACACUAGGAAAUCUGACUGCCAAAAGCAUUGAAGCCAGAGAGCAAGUCUAUGAAGUGGAUGGAGGGAUAGAUGUCCUCUUAGAUCUUUUCCAGGCCUACCAGGGAACACCAUCACACCCUGACCAAUGUCACCCUCCUGAAAGAGUGGCCGUCUUGGUCAAACUGAUCAGACUGCUGGCCAACCUAGCCAUUCACCCAACAGUUGGCACAGCACUAGCUGCCAACGCAUCGUGUACACAGCUUCUAUUGGAAGUGCUGGAGGGCAGGUGUGUGCAGGAGAGUGAAGAGUUGGUGAUUAAUGCUGUGGCCACCAUCAACAACCUGUCUUUCUACCAGGGAGAGAGCUCAGUGGUCCGUUCCCAGCACAAACACAUCUCGCAGUUGUUAGUAAAGCUCUUGCUGGGCUCUAGUAUAGAAGGUGUUUUGGAGGCCACACGUGUGUUUGGAAAUCUGUCUCAGAUCAAAGAUGUGAGACACUUCAUCAUGCAGCACAAAGUGCACCAGUUUGUGGUAACCCUUCUGGACUCCAAGAACCCUGAUGUGUGUUUCUCUGCAUGUGGAGUACUCACCAACUUAUCUGCAGAUCCAGAAAACAGGGCCAUACUUAGAGACGAGGGAACCGGACAGAAGCUAAUAGACUGUCUGCGUGACUUUGGGCCUCAGGACUGGCAUCUAGCUUCUGUGGUCUGUCAGACUCUGUGGAACUGCUUUUUAGAUGUAGAGCUGCAACACAGUCGAGAGCUGCUAGAGAUCUUAAACCUAUACACAGACAGGGGAGCUUUCCAGUGGCCUUCUAAUGAUGGAAUCAGACAAGUCCAGGAAGCAUGUUGGGAGUUGCUGUUUUUGCCUGUAGCGGAGAGGCUAAGACAACGUUUACAUUGUGAAGACAUCAGUAGAAUCAAUCUGUAAGCUUUCCUGACAACACCUCCUAUUCAGUCUUCACGUUGUCUCUAAAAUUAGGUGUGUUCAUAUAUGCUUUGUAUUUGUACAUUCAAGUACAUAUGCACACAAAACUAAGGAAUGAGCCAGUGUGUAAAUUGCACCUUGAUACUAUAUCCCUUAUGAAGUUUUUAACAUAUGUUUGCAUUGUGAAAAGUAAUAAUAAGGAAUUUGUAAAUUAUGAGCAACAAAUGCAAAUUGUUAUAAUAAUAAAAUAAAAAAUGUUCAAAGGUAUAUUAUGCAACCUGAUGCUGUUGUAUUUCACUUAAAAAAAGGAGUGGAUUGUGUCAUACUCGGAAAAACACUCAUGAAGCCAUUCAAUGCUGAUGAACUUUCUAAAAAGCACUCAAGACAAUCACAGUGAUCUCAAAUACUUUAUUAAACAGACAGUUCCAGAAAAGUCUGUAAGGAACACUGAACAGAAACAUAAUCAUGCUUAAUACAAUCACAUCAAACUCAUAAAAUAUGGCAGUGACAUCCCUCUUUUUGACCCUAGCGGUUACACUUCACA